AUGGCUCUGAUCCGACGACUCGCGCGGUGCGUUCCGACGGCCCCGUGGCCGCUGCCGGCCGCCGCUUCGCUCGGUCUGCUGUGCGCUCCAACGCGACAGCCGCUGGGGGUCCGCGCGCUGCACGCGUCUGCCCCACGUGGCAACGCGGGCCUCAUUGGCGGUCUGGGCGUCGCAGGUGCCGCGUUAAGUGCGAGGUACGCGCUCCAGCUCUACGACGCGUACAAGAGCCGGCCCAAGAGCGACAAGGGGCGGUCGUGGAAGUACCGGAACUUUUACGACGGGCCGUUUGAAGAGAAGAUGACGCGGCGCGAGGCGGCGCUCAUUUUGGGCGUGCGGGAGAGCGCGUCGACGGAGCGGAUCCGCAACGCGCAUCGGAAGCUGUUGAUUCUGAACCAUCCGGAUACGGGCGGCUCGACGUUCCUCGCGACAAAGAUUAAUCAGGCCAAGGAGAUGCUGCUCGGUGGGAGCAAGUAA
This is a messenger RNA of Hyaloperonospora brassicae, 474 nucleotides long. NCBI's taxonomy places the organism in Eukaryota, Oomycota, Peronosporomycetes, Peronosporales, Peronosporaceae. The record is from the annotation of a GenBank genome assembly.